This is a messenger RNA of Arvicola amphibius (Eurasian water vole), 5975 nucleotides long. RefSeq names its product BRCA1/BRCA2-containing complex subunit 3 (gene Brcc3). Bases 101 to 976 code for a protein of 291 amino acids. NCBI's taxonomy places the organism in Eukaryota, Metazoa, Chordata, Mammalia, Rodentia, Cricetidae. Gene Ontology annotation, molecular function: metallopeptidase activity; cysteine-type deubiquitinase activity; polyubiquitin modification-dependent protein binding. Gene Ontology annotation, biological process: double-strand break repair. The record is from RefSeq and is a predicted model, not a curated record. Gene Ontology annotation, cellular component: BRCA1-A complex; BRISC complex. The transcript is spliced from 10 exons.
GGGGCGGAGCGUCGGGCGCCAGGCUGGGAAGGCUGCGUAGGAGCACCGGGUUGGCCAGGCUGCUGUGAGCCCUAGGCGGAUGUGAGUGGAACCGACAAAGAUGGCGGUGCAGGUGGUGCAAGCUGUGCAAGCGGUUCAUCUUGAGUCUGACGCUUUCCUAGUUUGUCUCAACCAUGCUCUGAGCACUGAAAAGGAGGAGGUGAUGGGUCUGUGUAUAGGGGAGUUGAAUGAUGACAUAAGGAGUGACUCCAAAUUUACAUACACUGGAAUUGAAAUGCGCACAGUUGCAGAAAAGAUGGAUACCAUCAGAAUUGUUCACAUCCAUUCUGUCAUUAUCUUGCGACGUUCUGACAAGAGAAAGGACCGUGUAGAAAUUUCUCCAGAGCAGCUGUCUGCAGCCUCAACAGAGGCAGAAAGGUUGGCUGAACUAACAGGUCGUCCCAUGAGAGUUGUUGGCUGGUAUCAUUCUCACCCUCACAUAACCGUUUGGCCUUCCCAUGUUGAUGUUCGUACACAAGCCAUGUACCAAAUGAUGGAUCAAGGCUUUGUAGGACUUAUAUUUUCCUGUUUCAUAGAAGACAAAAACACAAAGACUGGCCGAGUACUCUACACUUGCUUCCAAUCCAUACAAGCCCAAAAAAGCUCAGAGUAUGAGAGAAUUGAAAUCCCAAUCCAUAUUGUACCUCAUAUCACCAUUGGAAAGGUAUGCCUUGAAUCAGCAGUAGAACUGCCAAAGAUCCUAUGUCAGGAAGAACAGGAUGCAUAUAGAAAGAUUCACAGCCUUACACAUCUGGACUCAGUAACCAAGAUCCAUAAUGGCUCGGUGUUUACCAAGAAUUUGUGCAGUCAGAUGUCGGCAGUCAGUGGGCCUCUACUACAGUGGUUGGAGGACAGAUUGGAGCAAAACCAGCAGCAUUUGCAGGAGUUGCAACAAGAAAAAGAAGAGCUUAUGGAAGAGCUGUCUUCCCUAGAAUAAAGCAAGAGGACAAAAAUGUGAUAAUAUUGUUUUUCAGUUUGUGUACUGAAUAUGGUUCAAAACUAUAUACAACUCCUAUGUAGGCAGAUAAUUCAGGAGCACUUUUUAUAUCCCAACAAAUAGUUUUAUGUAUAUAAAAAUAUAAGAUGUCUUCCUAAAACUUCUCCAGAGCUUACAGAAUUCUCUUGCCUACAGUUGCUGUAAAAGAAAACAUGCAGGAUGAUUUACAGAAUAUGAAAGUUAUUUUGUAAGGGUUAUAAGACGUACAUUAGCAAGGAAUAUCUGGGAAUAAAAUGUUUGAUAAGUUUAUUCUAAAGAACAUUUAUUCUAAUUUUGACCCGAAAUGUCAAUGUGCAUCCCUAUUUGCCCUGGAACUCAGUAUGCAUACCUCACUAAGCUGCCCUCAAACUCAGAGAUCCACCUGCCUCUUCCUCUGUAGUGCUGGGAAUAAAGAUGUGCACCACCUACCAUGCUUGGCAUUAAAUGCCUAUUCUUAAUGAAAAUACCUGACCUAAACUUUUUUUUUGAGACAAUGUCUCAUUAUGUAGCUGUGGCACAUCUGGGACUCACAAAGAUCCACUUCCCUCUGAAUUAAAGAUGUGCACCAGCAACAUAAACUUUUUAGAAUUUUAAGUCUUUGUUUUUAUUUUCAGAUAUCCAUCCUGUAUAAUUUAAAGGAAGAACACUUGGUAUUUCAAUUUUAUAGUUUGAUAAUUUUGUUAGGCAAGUAAAUCAUAAGUACUGUAGGGUUAAUGGAAAGAUGUGCAGGACUUAAGGGUACCCACCUCUGUUGAUUAUUCUCACUUAGAAUCAUGUGUUAGGACUUCCUUCUUGAUCUCUAAAUACAUGUUAUGAGAUAUCUAAAUUUGAAUUCUGUGUGGAUGCUCUCUUAAGCAAACAAUUGAGUUAUAGCUUAUUUGAGUCUAAAGCAAAUUCUUACUGAUCCUGUAUAUCUAAGAUUUAAUUAUAAUAUGACCAUGACUUUUUAGGAUUUAGGUUAUAGUAGAAAUCAUACUUCAAAAAUAUGAUGAUUGUAUUUUAUUAUUCAUUCAUAUGUAGACAUUAAAUGUAUAUUUGUGUAUUCAGAAAAAUGUUGAGCCUUUUGCAUACUGGAAACUGAAAUGGGAAUUAGACAAAAGAGUAUGGAAAAAAAGAGUAUAAAGAAAGAAAACAUUAUCAGUCCCAACCAUAGUGAUAACUGGGGGUUUUGGUUUGUCUUUUUAUUUUUCCAUAGAUUAUUUUUCAAAAUCCUAGAAAUACUUGCAUCAAAAUCACUUGCAGUUCAAAGUUCAAAUUCAAUCUUUGAGGCUAGAACCCAGAAAUCUAUAUGACCUUCUUAGCUGAUUCUGAAGCAUACUUGUAUUUGAAAACAAAUAUUCUUAGAGCAUAUGGAAUGUAAAUGCUGUAUUUUCUCUAAUUUCCUUCCACCAUAAUUGUUCUUUAUUCAUUUUCUUUUUUUAUAGGGCAGAUGAAAAUACUGGGCAUAUAAUUUUUUAAACUAAAUCAAUUUUGAAUAAUAUAAAGGUGGAGGGCCCACAUUAUAUAACUUCAAGACUUACUAUAAAGCUGCAGUAAUCAAGAUGCUAUGAUAUUCACAGAAGAAAAGAUGUAUAAAUCAAUGGAACAGGAAAGAAAAUUCAGAAAUAAACACAGAAUAAUAUGCUUAAAUGAUCAAGAAGAAAGGACAGUCAUUUCAACAAAUUAAAUUUUCACAAAUUAACAAAGUAUCUUAUAAAAGUACCUCAAAAUGUGUCAUGGAUUUAAAUGUAAGCUGGAAAACUUAAGGGAAAAAUCAUUUAAAAAUUUUUUUUAGAAGUCAGGUAUUAAUCUUCAACUCAAAAGGCACCAUCUAUAAGAAAAAGAGUAGAUAUUUGGACAUCAAAAUUAAAACUUUUUAUCCCACAAAAUAUUAAGAAGAAGAAAGGUAAACCAUGUAAUAUCUUAUCAAUGGAAAAGAUAAUAUGCUCAAAACUCAAAAAUAAUCCCAGUAGAAAAUGAAAAAAGACAUUUUUACUAAAGAGGGUAAAUAGAAGUAAUUAUAUGAAUAUAUAUUGACCCUCAUAAGUCAUUGGGAAAUUCAAAUUAAAACAACAAUGUGGUAUGAUAUUAUCAUAAUUGCUAAAGAGAAAAUUGUGAAAAUGCUAAGUACUGUGGAGAAUGCAAACAAUGACAGGAAUGUAAAAUACAGCUACUGGGUAGAAGAGUGGAAAUUUUUAUAAAGUUAAGUAUACACUUAUCAUGAUCCAGCUGUCAUACUGCCUUGACACAAAAACUUUUACAGAAUUUUUCAUGGCAACUUUAUCUGUGAUAGCUGCAAAUUAGAAGCAACCCAAAUGUUCUGCAGUAGGUAAAUGGCUAAUCAAACCAUCCCUACCAUGGAAUAUGACUCUGUAGUGGAAAGGAACAUAUUACUAAUAUAAUUUAGAUGAGCCUUGGGGCAUAUAGUAAAUGGAAAAAAGUGAGUCUUAAAAGGUCACUUACUAUAUAGUUGCAUUUCUGAAGCGUUGUUGAAAUGUCAGAAUUAAUGAAAAGGAAGAACAGAUUAAUGAUUUCCAGAGUCAGGGACUGGACAUUAUAUAUGCAUUGUUAAUACAGUGUAACAUAAGAGUUCAUUUAGGCUGAUAAGACAGUUUUGUAUCUUAAAUUUAGUGUUUAGUACAUAAAUCUGUUCCUGUGCUAGCAUUUUAUAGAUUUAUAUACAUAAAAAUACAUGUAAAAUCUAGCAGAAGUGAAUAAAGUCUGUAGCCUAUUACUCAGUGUUAUACCAUUACCAUAAUGUUGGUUUUGAAGUUCUAUAGUUGUAGAAGAUCUUACAAGUAGGAAAAACUGGGUAAAGGGUAUGUGGGAUUUUGUACCAUUUUUUACAAUUUCUGGUAAGUCUAUAAUUUUGCAAAAUAAAAAUUUAUAGGUUUAAAUAAUAAGAAGUAAGGUUCUUAUGAAAUAAGACUGAUUAAUGAGCCAUGUGUAGUGGCACAUGCCUGUAAGAAUUCAGGAGGUUGAGGUGGAAGACUUAUCACAAGUUUAGAGCCAGCCAGUUGGGCUAAACCUUGUCUCAGAAAAAACAAAAGGGAGGAGAGAAGGUAAUAUAAAGAAGACCUUGGAGGGGGAAAUAAAAUGAUUUGUAUAUUAGGCCAACUAUGAAUACAAGUUUGUUUCAUUUUCAUAGAUAAAAUGAGAUUAUAGUAGACCAUGAAGGUUACUUUUCAGUGUUUAUAUUUUAAAAAUGUUGAUCAUCAGAAAGAACAAUGAUCUGCAUGAGAUGUGAUUAUUUUCCCAAUUACACCUAAGUAGUUUACCUUUACACAAAAUAUUGCAUUCCAAUACACAGCCUUGUAUCCUUUCUGCCUUUUCAAUCACAAUCAAAACUGAUUGGAACAAAAGGUACUUGUUUAGAUAGGUGUUUUCUCCCUCUUUUUUUUUUUAAGCCUGUCUUGAGAUAGGGUCUUAUGCUACAGCUCACGUUGGCCUCAAUCUAGAAGUUUUCUUUUUUCUUUUUUUUUUUUUAGUUUUUCGAGACAGGGUUUCCCUGUAGUUUCUAGAGCCUGUCCUGGAACUAGCUCUUGUAGACCAGGCUGGCCUCGAACUCAGAGAUCCGCCUGCCUCUGCCUCCCGAGUGCUGGGAUUAAAGGUGUGCGCCACCACCGCCCGGCUAGAAGUUUUCUUGCCUCUGUCUCCUGAAUGCUAAGAUUACAGACAUACAACACCAUGCCUGACUGCUUCCUUAUUUCCUAUACUUGAAACCUGCAUUCUGACCUUGACUACAUUGCCUUUGAAACCAUUCCUCCUAAAGUUACCGAUAACCUCCACAUAGUCAAACUCAUAUUCUUUUAUUUUUUUUUUUUUGAAAACUGCCAUUAAUAAACCUGUGGCUUGACACAGUUGGUCCUUCUUCCAAAUUUACCACUUUGUUAUGAUGUAUUGAGUUAUUUUCUAUACCCUAUCUGUCCCCUCUAAGAAUUCAUUCAUACCCUUCUCCAUGCAGUUACAAGCAAAUCCAUUUCUCUCUCUACACCUGUCUGAAUUCCAGACUUAGAUUUCUAGCUACCCAUUAUAUAUUUCCACUAAGCAGUCUUAUUACCACGUUGAAUUUGAUAAAUCUAAAUUCGAUAUGUUUAUGCUUCAACAUAUAUAUUCUUUUUUACUUUCUUACCUCAGUGAAGGGGAACAUCCAUAUGCACAAACUGGAAUCCAAACAGGCAACCUCAACAUCUCUGUCACCUUUUUCACUGUUUGCAUUGGGACAGAGUUACAGCAAUUUGGAUUUUUUUUGUAAUCUAAUCAGAGUUGGAAUGUAUGGAAUAGGUAUUAUGAGGAGGAAUGCAUGGUGCUUAGUGGCUGGGUUACUUCAUGAAGGCCUAAGAGUUCUUAUCUUUGUAGUAGGGCAGGAGCAAGAUCUAGUGAAAGCUGUCCUGUGUCAGUACCCUCACAGUGAAGAGGAGACAAUGAUCUCUUACAUUAAAUAAAAUAAUGCGUUGAGGAAAAUUGAAGCAAGCUUUUUCAUGCUUGAGACAUUUUUUUACAGAUACGUAAAAAAAAGGAUAAAAUUACCCCCGUGAUGUUAAAUGGAAAUAGAAAGUUAAUAUGAUUGUUUAAAAAAAGAAUUACGUUUGUCAUUUGAGAGAAUGAGUGGUAUACCUGUAUACCUCCAAUUCUUACCUCUGCACAUUGAGAGGGAAUAGAAAUGGCACUAGAGUAGCUAAUGAGGACAUCUGCCACCAAGUUGCUGGACUUCAAGUACUAUUCUCCACUAACAGUGAAUAGAAUGGACUCCAGAAAUGAGUGCAUUUGUAUAUGGUGAACUGAUUUUUAACAAAAAUAACAAGACAAUUGAAUGGGAGAAACAACAGUCCUUUCAACAGCUGGUGAUCUGACAAAUAAAUAUCUGCACAGAAUAAUGAAGCUGAACCCUCCACCCCAUAUCAUGCAUGAGUGGUAACUAAUAAUGUGUUAAAGAUUUAAAUGUAAGAAUUUGUAACUAUUAAAAUAUUAAAACAGUAAA